CCUCUCACAACCCACGUGAAUUCUCUUCUCUUGGCAAGAUGUGUUGCAACUACGGCAACUCCUGUGGCUAUGGCUGUGGAUGUGGCUAUGGCUGUGGAUGUGGUCCUUAUUAUGGCUGUGGUUAUGGCCUCCGUUAUGGCUGUGGCUAUGGCUCAGGAUAUGGCUGUGGCUAUGGCUCCUGCUGUGGCUAUGGCACUGGAUAUGGCUGUGGCUAUGGCUAUGGCUCCAACUUCUGUGGCUACCGGCCAUUUUUCUAUAGAAGAUGUUAUUCCUCUUGCUGGUAGAACAUCACUGUCCAAACCCCACUUGCUUCGGAAAUGACACACCUUAAGAGAAGACUCAUUCAAGGAUCUAUACCCCAAGAUUUAUAUAUCGGGAUCAUUGCAUGUGUCAUAGAAGAUUUGACCUCCAGUAACAUUUGUAGCAUGGCAUCUUGUGGCUUGAGGCUAUGGAGUAUCAUCUAACAGUUUUCCAAAAAGUGUUGGUCUUACUCCCUUAAUAUGGAUUCUGUGUUGUGACUGUGGCAAGGAUCUGAACAUCCCACAUUUGGGCAAAUCCCUUAUUCUCAAUAAAAAUGUUUCAUUCUUUCUAUCAAA
Molecule: messenger RNA, 596 nt
Organism: Neofelis nebulosa (Clouded leopard)
Lineage: Eukaryota; Metazoa; Chordata; Mammalia; Carnivora; Felidae
Product: keratin-associated protein 21-1-like
Exons: 1
Coding region: 39-284 (81 amino acids)
Source: RefSeq, a predicted model, not a curated record